AGAACCACGGAUACCCCUAUCAGGGGGCCGAAACUUCGCUUCCGCUCCGGCCGCCUGUCAGGCCCCUGGUGGAUCCUGAUGCCGAAGGAGAGGUUGAUCCUUCUAUGUACCCGCAACCCAAAGAAGCCACUCACAAGAUCCGCGGAAGACACGACCUGCUGGAGCGCUUCUUCGGCGGCCCCUUGGACCAGGAGCUGCUCGUCGUAAAGAGCUUCUAUUUCUUUUUCUACUCGGCCUUCGGGUCGCUCUUUCCGCUGAUGGGCGUCUACUUCAAGCAGAUGGGCAUGAACGCCGCCCAGGGUGGCUUCCUCAUCGGCUGCAGGCCUUUCGUCGAAUUCCUCUCGGCACCCUUCUGGGGCACCAUGGCUGACAGAUUGCAAAUGUACGCUGGAGAAAUUCCUGGAAACGGCGAUGGCAAAGGAAAUUGCAAUUCAAAACUCCCGCCAAAGUCAAAAUGGAGGGGAAGUGUUCAACGUCAAUCACAGCCAAUCAGGUCAGUGGAAGAAACCAAACAGGAACGCG
Molecule: messenger RNA, 522 nt
Organism: Phaedon cochleariae (mustard beetle)
Lineage: Eukaryota; Metazoa; Arthropoda; Insecta; Coleoptera; Chrysomelidae
Source: the annotation of a GenBank genome assembly